Messenger RNA from Papaver somniferum (opium poppy), 1166 nucleotides. RefSeq lists its product as uncharacterized. Lineage: Eukaryota; Viridiplantae; Streptophyta; Magnoliopsida; Ranunculales; Papaveraceae. The transcript has 7 exons. Bases 395 to 808 code for a protein of 137 amino acids. The record is from RefSeq and is a predicted model, not a curated record.
CAGAGAGCAUAUUAAAUACAAGGAUGGUGAAGAAGAAGAUGAUAGACAGUGGGUUUUCAAUCUCAGAAAUUUGCAAGGGGGAGCAAAACCAUGUCUUCCUGCAUUUACAAUUGCUUACUUAGGGUUUUUUAAGAAAAAAUCCAGAUGUGUAUGCCAUGAACGACCAUCUUCUUCUUCUUCUUCUUCUGCACUAGAUGAAACCCAUUAUCAACAUGGUAUUCCUGGGAUUCCCACUGAUGGUAAAGUUGUUCUACUCACCAAUUCAGUCAAUGGGACUCAAAUCUAUCUUAUUGGAAGUAAUCAUGUUUCUAAACAGAGUGCUGAAACUGUCAAAAAGGUGAUCAAUUAUGUAAGGCCUGAUGUAGUUGCGAUUGAGCAGUGUAAAAAAGGUGCCAUGGGGAUCAUGAAUUGGAAACCUGAAGAUGCUACUUUCUACAAUUUGUUUCGCAAAUCCAUGAGAACUCCAGGUGGACUGUGCAGGAAGUUUGGUACGUUUUUUAUGGAUUGUCAAUACCGCCGGAUGCUUGCAGAUGGUAUAUUUCCAGGUCUGGAAUUCAAGGUUGCAAUAGAAGUAUCUUCUAGAGUGGGAGCAAGAUGUUUCUACAUUAAUCAAGAUAUUGAUGUUAUGGUUCAACAGUUUUCCAAAGUAUCCUCUUUUUACUGGCUUUGGUUCAAAUAUGAUAGAGUAAGGAAUGAAGUCGAAGAUACAAGAUCCUCUGUGCAAGAAAUGCAGAGUUGUUUGAAAAAACUUCGUCCAGAGAUUUUUAAGGUGAUAGUUGAAGAUAGAGACAAGUUUAACGAACCUUAGAAGUUUUCAAGGAAAAGUUGUAGCUGUGGUUGGGAUGGGUCACAUGGAUGGAAUUGAACUAUUGUGGAGGCUAGCGGAGGAGGAUGACAAUAGCAGCGUCUUUAUAACUGUAACUGAGGAUUGCCACGGACAUUCAGAGUAGGGCGAAAGACAAACUGUCUGGGAAAAUUCGCUGCCUAUGUUGUUUGGAAUUGGAAUUUUGUAAACAAGGUUGGUCAGCUAGGAGAUUAGACAAUAUUGGUAUGUUUUUAUUGUACAGUAUGUGCAAACUAUAACAAUCCAAAAUGAUAUGAUCAUUAAUGACCCUCCGAAUAAGUCUUGUUUCUAUAUUGUGGGUUAUAUGAGUAAACAAUUUCAA